AUGGUCAGUGUGGAUCCGUUGGCUACAGAACGAUGGAGAAGCGUUCGAAGGCUAACCGAUCGUGACACAGCUUACAAGGUUCCAUGGUUCAAUCCGGGACCGAAAAAUUUUGAAGCCGUUCAAAAUGUGAAGGUUCUAGUGAUCGGAGCAGGUGGACUUGGAUGCGAGCUGCUGAAAAAUUUGGCUCUCAGUGGAUUCCGUUCAAUUGAUGUUAUCGAUAUGGAUACGAUUGAUGUGUCUAACCUAAAUAGACAAUUCUUGUUUAGAGAAGCAGACGUUGGAAAGUCGAAAGCUGAAGUUGCGGCAGCCUUCGUAGAACAAAGAGUCAGUGGAUGUCAUGUAACUGCACACAACUGCCGCAUCGAAGAUAAAGAUCCAGAUUUCUACAGAAGGUUCUCGAUGGUUAUCUGUGGUUUGGAUUCGAUUCCUGCUAGACGAUGGAUCAAUGGGAUGCUGUGUGAUUUAGUUCUGGAGCAUGCUGAUGGAACCCCGGAUAUGAGUACUAUCAUUCCGAUGAUUGACGGGGGAACUGAAGGAUUCAAAGGAAACGCCCGUGUAAUAUAUCCCAAGAUGUCAGCUUGUAUAGACUGCACCAUCGAUUUGUACCCACCACAAGUCAAUUUCCCACUUUGCACUAUUGCUCACACACCUCGCCUUCCGGAACAUUGUGUCGAAUACAUCAAAGUGGUAGUUUGGCCAGAACAGAAACCAUUCGAAGGUGCCGCUCUUGACGCAGAUGAUCCGGAACAUGUCGAAUGGGUUCUUCAAGGAGCAUUGCUUCGUGCGGAAAAGUACAAUAUUCGAGGAGUUGAUCGUCGUCUUACUUCUGGAGUUCUCAAAAGAAUCAUUCCUGCUGUAGCAUCAACAAAUGCUGUUAUUGCUGCUUCGUGCGCACUUGAGGCGCUCAAACUGGCAACCAACAUCGCCAAACCAAUCGACAACUAUCUCAACUUUACUCAAAUCCACGGCGCAUACACCAGUGUUGUUUCUAUGAGUAAAGAUGAGAGUUGCCAUGUUUGUAAUGGUGGACGUCUUCCGAUUGAAGUUUCCUCGACCUACACGCUGGAAGAAUUGAUCAAUAGUCUAAUGGAAAGAUACCAUCUCAAAAAUCCAACACUCGAAACUGCGCAAAGAAAACUCUUCUGCAUCAGUCUUCUGUUUCCGCAAUUGGAAGAGGAGAGCAAAGCAAAUCUGCAUUUAUUCUUGAAAGAUAUCGUUGCUGACGGUGAUGAAAUUCUGGUUUCCGACGAAGUUUUGGCUCGUGCAAUCACUUUACGUAUUAAUUUCGUCUAA
Messenger RNA from Caenorhabditis briggsae, 1293 nucleotides. RefSeq names its product Protein CBR-RFL-1 (gene Cbr-rfl-1). Gene Ontology annotation, cellular component: nucleus; cytoplasm. Gene Ontology annotation, biological process: protein neddylation. The record is from RefSeq and is a predicted model, not a curated record. Gene Ontology annotation, molecular function: NEDD8 activating enzyme activity. Bases 1 to 1293 code for a protein of 430 amino acids. The transcript is spliced from 10 exons. Lineage: Eukaryota; Metazoa; Nematoda; Chromadorea; Rhabditida; Rhabditidae.